GUUCAGGCCAGUUCACCACGGCUGUAGUACUCAGUCUGUCCCACUGAGCUGUCAACACAGCAGCCCUCCACUCUGCAACAACAUUUUCCUACUAAACCUAGUCCCUCUUUCUCUUCAACGACGUUUUCCUUCAGAUAACAGCUCUUCUCUUCUCACCAUGACUCGGAGUUGAUCUUCAGAGUGUCCCGGUGGUUCUGGGGUUCCAGGUUGCUGUGUUGAGAGAGCAAGCUAACUGCGGGAAGGAGAACCGCCUGGGGCAUCGUGUCCCUGGCUUUCUAGUGACUAAAGGAGGGGCUUGGCAAACUGUUGUGCAGCAUGGAGAAAGAAGACCUGAAGGUCCUCAACAAAGGGGAAGAGGAGGAGCUGGAGCUGCAGGGGUACCGUCUGUGUCGUUGGCGGCUGGCCCUUGUGGGUCUCGGGGUGCUGUUCACAGGGGGCUUCCUCCUCCUGCUGCUCUACUGGAUGCCGGAGUGGUGCGUCAAAUCCACCUGCACCCGCACCACAGCCCGCGAUGCUGAAGUGGUAUUGCUGCGCUCCACGGAUGAGUUCCGGCGCUGGUUCCUGGCCAGGGUACGAGUGAUGCUGGCCCCGGGAAGGAACCCCUUCCACUGCCUGGAGACCCAGACCACCUCCCCUUCCUCUCCCUCCUGCCCCUUCUCCUCCCCCCCUCUAGCCAACGGACACACCCCCCACCCCUCCGAUGGCAACCCCGACCAGGAGCUCAUCAGAAGAUAUGCCGACUACCAGCCCACACAGAUCCGCUACUUUACCUUCCAUAGCACAACUUAUUAUUGGAGCGACGAGGUGCAGAAUUUUGGUGUUUUAACCGGCCUGGAGGAUUUGCAGGUCAGCUGCUCCACCCUCCACUCGGAGCACAGUGUAGGCCUGACCAGGAACCAGCAGGAGUACAGGAGACUGUUCUUCGGAGUGAAUGAAAUUGCAGUGAAAGUGCCUUCUGUUUUCAAGCUGCUUAUCAAAGAGGUUCUAAACCCUUUCUACAUCUUCCAGCUCUUCAGUGUGAUCCUGUGGAGUGCCGAUGAGUAUUACUAUUAUGCUGUGGCCAUCCUUUUCAUGUCGAUCAUAUCCAUAGCUACCUCUCUGUACACCAUUAAAAAGCAAUACAUCAUGCUCCACGAUAUGGUGGCAACUCACAGUGUUGUCCGUGUGUCUGUAUGCCGACCCAACAAUGAAAUCGAAGAGAUUUUGUCUACUGAUCUGGUGCCCGGUGAUGUGAUGGUCAUCCCCAUCAAUGGGACCAUCAUGCCAUGUGACGCCGUGCUGGUCAGCGGCACCUGCAUUGUCAAUGAAAGCAUGCUCACAGGUGAGAGUGUUCCUGUGACAAAGACCAACCUGCCAGACCCAUUGCCUGGGGACAGGGGGGAGGAUAAUGACAGUGUCUUCAACACAGAGGAGCAUAAGAGACACACACUCUUCUGUGGCACGCAUGUCAUCCAGACCCGCUUCUACACAGGCGACCUGGUCAAGGCUGUGGUGGUAUGCACAGGUUUCAGCACAGCCAAAGGCCAGCUGGUGCGCUCCAUCCUUUACCCAAAACCCACCGACUUCAAGCUGUACCGAGAUGCCUACCUCUUCCUCUUGUGUCUGGUGGCUAUAGCUGGAAUUGGCUUUGUCUACUCCAUCGUCCUCAGCAUCAUGAACAAGGUGCCAGCUAAAACCAUCAUUAUUGAGUCUCUGGACAUCAUCACCAUUACUGUGCCCCCGGCGCUGCCAGCCGCCAUGACAGCUGGCAUUGUGUACGCCCAGCGACGCCUCAAAAACCUGGGCAUUUUUUGCAUCAGCCCACAAAGGAUCAACAUCUGCGGUCAACUCAAUCUGGUCUGCUUUGACAAGACUGGAACUCUGACAGAAGAUGGAUUAGACCUAUGGGGAGUUCAGAGGGUAGAGAACGGCAGUUUCCACCUGUCAGAGGAAAAUGCAUACAAGGAAAAUCUAGUCAAGUCCCAGUUUGUGGCAUGUAUGGCCACCUGCCACUCUCUCACCAAAAUAGAGGGCCAGCUGUCCGGAGACCCACUGGACCUUAAGAUGUUUGAGGCCACAGGCUGGAUCCUGGAGGAGGCCACUGAGGAGGAAACAUCUCUCCACAACCGUAUCAUGCCCACUGUGGUUAAACCCCCAAAACAGCUGCUGCCCCCAGAGCCUGCCGUAACACCAGAGCAGGACAUGGAGCUGUAUGAGCUUUCGUCAGCGCAUGAGAUAGGUAUCGUGCGCCAGUUUCCCUUUUCCUCAGCCCUCCAGAGGAUGUGUGUGGUGGCUCGUCUGCUAGGGGAGAAACGUAUGGACGCCUACAUGAAGGGGGCCCCCGAGAUAGUGGCUAGCCUCUGCAAGAAAGACACAGUGCCAGAAAACUUUGCAGAUGUUUUAGAGGGCUACACCAAGGAGGGUUUCAGAGUCAUAGCUCUGGCUCAUCGACGACUUGAAUCCAAACUCAGCUGGCACAAAGUCCAGAACAUCAGCAGGGAUCACAUUGAGGCAAACAUGGAGUUCCUGGGUCUAAUCAUCAUGCAGAACAAGCUGAAGGCAGAAACCCCAGCAGUGCUGGAGGACCUCCGCCAAGCCAGCAUCCGCACUGUUAUGGUUACUGGUGACAACAUGCUGACAGCCAUUUCUGUGGCCAGGGACUGUGGAAUGAUUCCUCCCCAAGACACAGUCAUCAUUGCUGAUGCCCUCCCUCCACAUGAUGGACAGGCCGCCAAGAUCACCUGGAGAUACGCUGACAAGGCGAGCCAGACAUCUCAUCUGGAGGAAGUGAACAUCACUCUGGAUGAUGUGUGCCACAUAGAUGAGCCCAAAAAACAGGAGCUGUACCACUUUGCCAUGAAUGGAAAAUCCUUUGCCGUCAUCUCUGAACAUUUCCCUGACAUGCUUCAAAAGCUGGUGCUACAUGGGACAGUGUUUGCAAGAAUGGCCCCGGACCAGAAAACUCAACUCAUUGAGGCUCUGCAGGGCGUGGACUACUUUGUUGGGAUGUGUGGAGAUGGAGCAAACGACUGUGGGGCUCUGAAGAGGGCUCAUGGUGGCAUCUCUCUGUCGGAGCUCGAAGCCUCGGUAGCCUCUCCCUUCACCUCGAAGACCCCGAACAUCUCCUGUGUCCCCAGCCUCAUCAGGGAGGGGCGUGCCGCUCUCAUUACCUCUUUCUGUGUGUUCAAGUUCAUGGCCCUCUACAGCAUCAUCCAGUACAUCAGUGUCACUCUCCUCUACUCUAUCCUCAGUAACCUUGGAGACUUCCAGUUCCUCUUCAUCGAUAUUGCCAUCAUCCUUCUUAUUGUCUUUACUAUGAGUCUGAACCCAGCGUGGCAAGACCUGGUGUCUCGUCGUCCCCCUUCAGGUCUGAUCUCAGGGCCUCUGCUGUUCUCUGUGCUGACCCAGAUCCUCAUCUGCUUGGGCUUCCAGACCAUUACAUUCCUUUGGGUCCGACAGCAGCCGUGGUACACAGUGUGGACGCCGCUCUCUGAUGCCUGCAACAACUCAUCACAUAUUAAUGUUGGCCACAACAACACUGAAAUUGACGACCACAACAUCCAGAACUACGAGAACACCAGCCUCUUUUAUGUCUCCUCCUUCCAGUAUCUCGUUGUUGCCAUCGUUUUCUCAAAGGGCAAACCCUUCAGGCAGCCUAGCUACAAGAAUUGGCCGUUUGUGCUGUCUGCCUUGACUCUGUAUGUUUUUCUGCUGUUCAUCAUGUUCUACCCUGUAAAAGCCAUUGACGAGUUUCUAGAGAUUGUUUGUGUCCCGUUUGACUGGAAGGUAAAGCUCUUCCUCAUCAUCUUAGUCAAUGCUGCAGUGUCUGUUGUGAUGGAGACCUUCAUCCUUGACAUCGUCCUAUGGAAGCUUGUGUUCAGCCGAGACAAACAGGGCAGCUUUGGCGUCACUCCUGUUGCCCCGACACCACAGGGUGGUAUAGACCUGCGAUACUACAAGUGUCUGACCCGGCUUUGCUGCCCGAGCAGGAUGACCCCCAAGGCUCGCUACAUGCAUCUGGCCCAGGAGCUCAGGGUGGACCCCGACUGGCCUCCAAAGCCAACGACAACAACUGAAGCCAAGACCCUCCCAGAAAAUGGAUCCACCUAUCAAAUCAUGAAAAACUCCUAGCACCCCCCACAGUGUGUACUCUAUACAUGACCUACAGGAGAAGUGUAUGCAUAUUAGGCGCGUUCAGUGAAUGCACCUUUUAAAUUAUUCGAAUGAAACCGUCACAGUAAGGUUGCUUGUUGUUCCGGUUCACAGCGACUUCAGUCUAAUGCUGGAGUUCAUGAGACAUUGCUGCAAAAAUCUUAUGAUCGCACAUGACUACAAAACAUAGUGUCAGUUCUCUCAACCACUUGCACUCUCUCAGGUCUCUGUUGCUUGUUAUUUAAACAGCAGUAACAUUAAUGUACAUCUCUUUCCUUAUUGCAAUGUCUGAGCUGGGUCUAAUAUAACUUUGACCUUUUCAAGUCAACUUCCAAGUCCACUCCAGAGCUAGCGUCUGACGUGCUAUCAAAAAUGUUCUGGAACAAUGUCUUCAUAGCCUUUGAGAAUUAUCCUAAAAAAACAAGUAGAAGUAUAGUAUAUUUAUCAAACAGGCGCUAGGUUGUAAUUUGGCCCUCUAAAGUAAGACCUACCAUUACCAAAACAGUGAUUACUUUAUUGGUUGUUUUGAAGUCCACUCUGUAUGUUUUAAUUCACAGCAGCCACAACCUCACUUGUUAGGAUGUUCACAGUUACCAUACUCAGAUUGCUACUAUGUAGUCGUCUCUUACAGCUAACCUAUAUAAUUUAUAUAUAGUCAUGGAACCAUAACCAAAAGGAAAGCUUUUAUGCUUACCAUGAACCCCCAGGGAUACAUGAAAUUAUUAACUUGAGACAAGAAAUCAUAUAGUCAACUCUCACUGUAAGUUGUAGCAGAUUUAAAUCAGCUUCUGUCAACUUGUUGAUCAAUUCAAGGUUCAAGGUUCUUUAUUGUCAAACUAACAUAGCUACAGAGUAAUUAUGUCAUUGAAAAUCUUAGGUCACAGGCUUCUCCAACAAUGCAACACAAUAAUACAGAUAAGCAGACAAUAUUAAAACAAUAUUAAAAUAUACUAUAUUAAAAGUAAUACAAAAAGAAAAAUAGUUAAAAAAAUUAAAAAGAAUUGCACACCUCAGGCAUAUUCCUAUUUAAAGACAAACACAAAGAAUAUGUUGAUUGCCUCAAGCACCAAUGGUCAAGGUUUAAAAAAAGUAUAGACACUUAAAUGGGAAAUAUCCCAGCUUUUUAAGAUUUGGAAACUGCACAAUAGGUCUGAAAAUAUGGGAGACAUUACAUUUUUUGUAUAAAUGUAGUCAUCAUCCAUAAUGUUGCAUGUCCAAAUCAUGCUGUUGUACUCGGCCACCUUUUUAUUUUAAACCCUCAGACAUAUAGAACUUGUUCACAUUAAAAGUAAGGAACACUUAAAAUGGGAAGCCUUUUUCACAAACUUCAGCACGUUAUACAUCAGAUUGAUGAUUGCAACUAGAAAGUUAUGAACCUCAGAAAAUAAUCUACAGUUGUAUUUUUCUUAUUCACCCAGAAGUUUCAUAAACAGUUAAAACAUUUCAGCUAGUAGGAUUAGGAUAGUUUACCUUAAGGAGCAUUGAUAAAAAUAGUAUUAUUUAGAACAGUAGAAAUGGCAAAAAACACCAGACUAUAACAAAUGCAUACAUUUCAUUUGCGCUUUUCAAGGAAUGUCAAUUCAACGGUUCUUAUUCUUGAAUCUAAUAACUGAAGUCUCCACUUCCUCAACUGUACUUUUCUAACAAAGCAUGCUAACAUAUUAAAUGUUAUCGUGUUAUACUUGCAUACCAUUCUAAAAGUAGUUUUUUUCUGCCGCUCCCCUUGGGCCAAACAUUUGCCCCAUCAGUGGUUUAAAUGUGGCAUCAGCCAACCUGUCUGUAUUUUACUCACAUGAGCCACCAGCACGGCUAUACACUUUACAUCUUGUGAUUUUGCAUCUAUGAGCUAUGUCUGGUCAUCAGACUGAGACUGAAAACAUAACAAGACUCGCAUGAUGCUACCUUCCUAUCGAUCGAGUUUAAGACUUGAUGAUUGCAAUACUACAAAUAUUACUAUAGACACAGCAUUACUGUAAAAUGAAGGAGUAUUUACAUACACAUCUCUUCAUCAAAUGAAUCUGCACAAGAACAGCAUGAAUUUGGUUGGUUAUCAUGGAUAGUGCACAUACAUGAGACCAUACAAAUCUGAGCAUCCUACAUUUACAAAACUAAUGUCAGACUGGCUCAGUAAGCCAGCAGUGCUACUUGUUUUUAUUUUCUAUAAAAAUCACAUUUCUUCCUAUGGAAGACUGAUUAAAAGUGUGGUGGUAAAUGAGGACAAAGCAUUUUGCAUCUCCUCAGUUUGCAGCACAUUCAAAACAUCCAUGCACCAACAAAAGCUGGUAAUGGUGGAUUCUGUAUUUUACCAUAUAGACGCAAAUUCAUGUAUUACACAUUGUCUACCUGCCUAGAGUUGAGGGCUAUUUUUUUAUGUUCACUGAUUUAACUUUGAUGUUGAAAGGGAUACUCGCAGAAAUCGAGUUGAGUAACAAACAUUCACUCCUUGUGCAUCUUGAAGGUGGCUGUAUUAGUGGGUUGCUCAUUAUUCAAUGUAAACUUGACUGUACAUUUAUUUGAAGAUUACAAUAAUGGCACACCAAGCUUAAAAAAUGGUUGGAAUUGUUUGAGCAGUUUUAGUUUGCAUUUUGCUGCUUGAUUCAGCAAUUACAAUUGGUAGCAAUGGAAAUGACUGUACUGUAAUUGAAUUAAAGCUGACCACAGCUACUUCAAGGAGGAGAAAAAGCUUUCAGGGCAACCUUUAAAGCCACAAAAUAUAUUGUUUGAUUCUCAAAAAGCAGAUUUAGGCUGGAGUAUCACUUUAAAGCAAAGAUGGAUCAACAGAUUUCCUCAAUAUCCACAAUAACAAGUCUGCGCAGUUCCUUAAAGCCAUUGUCUAUUGUGAUGCUUGUAAUAUUUAUUACAAAUGCACAUGAAACUUGGGAUCCAUCAUUUUGUAUGACAAGCUCAAAUGUGUGCUUUUAAUUUUCACAGAUACAUUGUUUAAUUGAUGAGAGUAUUUUGUUAUAGGAUGUAGUGGGUACAUUGUGUAAGGAUACCUGUGUAUAUAUGUAUAUGUAUGUAUGUAUAUAUAUAUGUAUAUAUAUGUAUAUAUAUAUAUGUGUGUGUGUGUGUGUAUAUAUAUAUAUAUAUAUAUAUAUAUAUAUAUAUAUAUAUAUAUAUAUAUAUAGUACUAUAGAUGAAACUUGUAAAAAUGCAUAACAUGGCUCAAAUGGACAUUCUUGUGCCAAUUUGCAGAAAGAUUCUGAUAUGUUGUCAACAACAUGGGUUUCUAUGCCUCUGGAUUAUCAGUGGCUUUUCUCAGUUUUAUAUUUGAGUUCAGGUUUCUUUUUUUCUUCUUUUGAUACCUACUGAAGCUAAAACUGAAUGUUGUAUAAAAAAAGACUACAUUUAUUGUAUUGCAAUACAAUAGCUAUUGAUUAUUUUUCCAAAGACUUUUAAUUACAUUUGUAUUGCUUAUUUAAAAAAAAAAAAGAACGUAUAGCUUGUGUUUAGUUCUGUCAAAUCUGAUUUGUCCAGCAGAAAAGUGGACUUAAAAAGGUGAUAAUAAUAAUAAUAAUAAUAAUAGAGAUGUUGGAUUCUAUCUGUAUAUAUGAGAUGUACAUUUCUAGUGUGUGCUUACAAGUACAACAUAUUUAGUUAUAUCAAUGUUUGUUUUUGGAUUAUCAAAGGGCUGGUGUGUUUUUCUACUAUUUUGGUACUGUGUUCAAUCAGUUGUCUGUCUACUUUUGAUUUGUACUGUCUUUGAUUUGUUUCUGUUUAAAAUGUUGCUAUGGAGUUGCAUUAGCUUUAUUCUUCCUUUUUUGGGCAUGAAUUCUGGGCAUUUAUUUCACAAUUUUAAACAUUCAAUGUGAAGUAUUAGAGGGGAACUUAAGUAUUGGUUAAAAUAUAAAGCAGCACAUGUCUACUUUAGAGUUUAGAGUCCUUCGUAGAAACAUUUAUCUCUGCAGAUUCUUUAAAGUACAUUUGCUUAUCAGUUUUGCUUUUGCUUCUGUUUUCUCUAAUUGCUUUGUAUACAUUUAAGGACCUGACAGGGAAUUAAACUGUUGUAAUUUCGUGCUCAUCAGCAAAUUCAGAACAUCUGACAAUCUUGUUAGUUUUCUGUUUGAUCAUCCAAUGAACGUAUUUCUUUUUUCUUCUCUAGUAUUUUUUUAAAGAUCAUUUGCAUCCAUAACAUUAAAUUGUAAUUGGCAAAAAGAAUGUGCAUUGCUGCUCUACAUCAGCUGUCUAUUGUAAAAGUUACUAUAUUGCUGCUAGGGCCUAAAUGAUUGAGCUGAGUCAUAACUGCACCUUCGUACAGACAAUUAAACAAUUUCAUGAGGUGUAAAUACUAGUAUUGCUUGUGUUCUACGCUACGCCUUUUAUUCUGACACAGCAAUGGCUUUUAUGCUGAAACCUCUACGCUCUUCUAAAGGUACAACAUAUACCGAAUGUUGACAGUUGGCCGCCUACUCGCAUCAUGUACAGUAUUUGAAACAAACCAUCAAUGGCAUUUAGAUUGAGUCAGCCACUUAUACUGUAUAAAGACUCAUGUGGAUGUUCCCUCAGGGAAAUGUGUCUAUUUGUAAUUAUAAAGCAAAUAAAAGUUGAAACCCAAACUGAAUGAAAACAUACUGUUGGUGAAACGUUUAGGUCCAUCUGUAUAUCCGCUCGUUCCGUACAGUUUAUCUAAUGUGCUUUCCAUUUCCCGCACCUCAACAAGAGGCUAAUCUGGGGUAUAUGUAUUUUUUUUAUUGGCAGAGAUAUGUACAUUUUUUGAGAAUUUUGUACUUAAUAAUUUAUUUUUUAUUUAUCUUCAUUUCUUUCUCCCUGAAGAUUGUAUUUCAGAUUGAUCUUGACUUCUUUCUUUUCAAUAAAUGUUCUCAAAACGGUC
Molecule: messenger RNA, 8962 nt
Organism: Gymnodraco acuticeps
Lineage: Eukaryota; Metazoa; Chordata; Actinopteri; Perciformes; Bathydraconidae
Gene: atp13a3
Product: ATPase 13A3
Exons: 34
Coding region: 316-4110 (1264 amino acids)
Biological process (GO): intracellular calcium ion homeostasis; polyamine transmembrane transport
Cellular component (GO): late endosome membrane
Molecular function (GO): ATPase-coupled monoatomic cation transmembrane transporter activity; P-type ion transporter activity; ATP hydrolysis activity
Source: RefSeq, a predicted model, not a curated record